AUGGCGACUUCUGUCGAGCCUCUCUGCGCGCAUCUCCUCAAACUCAACGGCGAUCCGUUGCCGUCGCUCACCUUUAAGCCUUUCGACCUUGCAUCAAGCAACCAGCGUGUGCUGGGAGUUCCUCAUCCCACGGACACCGUUACCCCGCUAGCAUUACGUCCUUCUAUCGCUGGCCGUGAUGACAAUACCGAUGGGGUUGACCUCGGCACAGCAGUCGAGGCUGUGAAAUAUCUGCAGGCACAAGAAGGGGGGGUUCUCACCAAACUACUUGCUCGUCAUGGAACGCUGCUCUUCCGGGGUCUGCCAAUCCAUAACGCCGAGGACUUCAGCGAAUUAGCCACGCAUUUGGCUCCAGCUAACGAGUCGCCAAAGGAGGUGCUCAUUUAUAGUCACAGCGAGUCGCCGCAGGUACCGCAUGCGCCGGAGUACAUCUUCUUCUAUGGCCAUCGGGUACCUGUAAAGGGUGGCGAGACGCCCAUCUCGUCGUCACUCGAGCUGUUCUAUCGUGCCCAGCGGCUCAACGCUCCGUCAGGCGUUUGGAAGGAGAUCCAGGACGGUGACGACGAACCGACAAGGAGGAGGAAAAUUGAAGCCCAGAUUUCCCGUUACGGGAGACAUACGUAUACGACUUGGGAAUGGACGGACGACGGCAAGACUCUCGUCCUGACGCACCGGCUUCCGGCCAUCCACACACAACCCAACACGAAUCUUCACACCCUCUUCACCAGACUGGCAGGGUACUUUAAGUACAGCCAGGGCGGCAGGAAGAACGUCACGCAGCAGCUCUAUGGAGAUGGCACGCCUAUCCCGGAAAUAUUUCUUGAGCGUCUGGCCAAGAUCACAGAUGAGAUCCGUAUCCCCCACAAAUGGCGAAGGGGCGAUGUGCUCGUCUACGAUAACAUCAUUGCGCAGCAUGGGAGACAGCCAUGGGAAGCCGAACAGGCAGACCGUGUUGUCCCUGGCAAGCCUUUUUGA
This is a messenger RNA of Monascus purpureus, 975 nucleotides long. NCBI's taxonomy places the organism in Eukaryota, Fungi, Ascomycota, Eurotiomycetes, Eurotiales, Aspergillaceae. The record is from the annotation of a GenBank genome assembly.